Molecule: messenger RNA, 900 nt
Organism: Aspergillus ibericus CBS 121593
Lineage: Eukaryota; Fungi; Ascomycota; Eurotiomycetes; Eurotiales; Aspergillaceae
Product: putative Rho-like small GTPase
Exons: 4
Coding region: 138-752 (204 amino acids)
Biological process (GO): small GTPase-mediated signal transduction
Molecular function (GO): GTPase activity; GTP binding
Source: RefSeq, a predicted model, not a curated record
UGUGGAUCACCUAGCACUACGGAAUAGUAGCGCAGCCUUCGUCUAGGCGCAUAGUUACAAUCGAUGUGACUUCAACACGGCGUACAAGCGAUCCUUUUAUGAUAUAUACUUCAUAUUGCGCCGGAUAACCACGUCCAAUGGCGGAUAACGACCGCCCGCAGGAUGAACAAACCGUGACCAUCCUGCUCCUCGGAGACCCAGGGUGUGGGAAAUCGACGUUUCUCUCGAGCCUGAAAACCAACCUUCGUAGGCCCCAAGGACAAAGAUUUAGUCCUUCAAAUUUCCAAGAAGGUCUUCUACGGGACAGUGACCAGCCGUUCCUCUACGAUAUUCGCUUCUCAAAGAAGUCGUUCACCAUCGAGGCGUACGACACAGCAAGUCCUAAUCAACAUUGGUCUACCUUGCAGCCGGAUGUCGUUCUUCUAGCGUUUGAUGUCUCGAAUAGAGAAACGCUAGACGGUCUUCGAGCAUGGCGAAAUGACAUAACUAGAUAUUUCCAAUACGGACAGGGAGAGCGCAUUCCCAUUAUGAUGAUUGGGUUGAAGAGAGACCUUAGGGUGGAAUGCGAGGGCAUUAUUUAUCCUCAAGAAUCGUACCGGAUUGCACAGGAGCUCCGUUGUGAUCGAUAUGCGGAGUGCUCUGCUGUCACUGGGGAACUGCUUGCGGAGACGUUCGAAGAUAUUGCCCGGCUCGCAGGAAUGACGACCACUGCUGCUGGAGGCCAGACAGCUGGAGCUUGUGUCAUUCUUUGAUGCUUUGGAUACCUUAUUUGAUGUCGUGACUGGGUUGAUCAGGUUCAUUGGUCUAAACUCUGCGUCCCGGAUAUUGCCCCAUGGGGUCGUUCCACAUAUAAACCGGCAAUUGUAGUGUUCAAGUUUCAAUAGGAUAUAGAUAGUGCGG